This is a messenger RNA of Zootoca vivipara (common lizard), 9128 nucleotides long. It is a transcript of the gene CEP63, whose product is annotated as centrosomal protein 63. Gene Ontology annotation, cellular component: centriole. NCBI's taxonomy places the organism in Eukaryota, Metazoa, Chordata, Lepidosauria, Squamata, Lacertidae. Gene Ontology annotation, biological process: de novo centriole assembly involved in multi-ciliated epithelial cell differentiation; centriole replication. The record is from RefSeq and is a predicted model, not a curated record.
UCGUAACGUGUGCACGCCGUGGCGACCCACGCGCGAAACUGCCUCCUCGCUUCUGCCCUCCGCCGGCUGGGAGCGCGGAGCUCUGGCCCUCGGUGCCGACUUUGGCGUGGAGAUUCGUCUCCAAGGUCGGCCCUUAGAAAGCAGCGUCUCAUAAAAGCGGCCAGGGGGAAACAACAGCGCCCUUUACUGUACUUGAAUGCUCUGAAAAGCUCCCUCUCCUCCUCUUCCUCGAGGGACAGGAGCCCCUGUCAGUCGGAGACGGCAAAUUCCAGCUCAAUGGUGGCCAGAGGCGAUUUCCUGCAAGUUAUCGUUUUUAACUGGGGGAAACAUUGGCCACCUUUUGCCUGCUCUGCUUGCAGCCCCUGUUUUAUAGCUUUUGCCGCCCAGCCCUGUGUUGCACAUACUUGUUUGGAAGCAAAGCCCCACCGUUCAGUUCACUCCCAAGUAACUUGUGCUUCUGAUUUUACAGCUGCCCUAAAGGAUGUGAUUUCAGGAUGGAGGCAUUGCUAGAAAGAAUACAGGGCAGUUUCCAGACUUCAUGUGAAGCAGAACUACAGGAGCUGAUGAAGCAGAUAGACAUAAUGGUGGCUCAUAAGAAAGCUGAAUGGGAAACUAAAACCCGGUCACUAGAAUCCUGCUUGGAUGUGCGAGAACAGGAAUUGUCCUCUCUCAGGAAUGCAUUGGAUGAGAAAUGUAAAGAGAUUGAAAGGCUGUGUCAGCGACUAGAAGGGAUGGAACAACUGAAUCGUGAUAUGACUAUGGAAUAUGAACAACAGUUACGAAAAGUCCAGGAAGAGCUAGCUAGGCUGAAGAGAAGCUAUGAGAAACUCCUGAAGAAACAACUGAAAGAAGCAAGGAAAUUACCCAGCAGGAGCCAAGAGGAGGACCAAUCUGAAGUAAGCAUCCUGACUAAGAAGUUAGAGGAGUUCCGCCAGAAAUCUCUAGAUUGGGAGAAGCAGCGCUUGCACUACCAGCAGCACGUGGCAUCACUGGAAGCACAGCGGAAGGCUUUUGCUGAGCAGUCUGAUCUCAUUCAGGCUCAACUGUCCAGCCGGAAGCAAAUGUUUGAGUCUGUGGAGCUGGCAAGCCAAUCUGAAAUCCAUCACUUAACUAGCAAGUUGGAAAGGGCCAAUGACACUAUCUGUGCCAAUGAACUGGAAGUGGAAAGGCUGAAUAUGAAAGUGGAUGAUUUAACUUCUAGCAAUCAGAAAAUUUUGGAGGAACAUCAAAGAGUACUAGAUGAGCUGAAAGUUUCCCGGAACUCACUGGAGGUUCUACAUGAAGAAAAGAUGGAACUUAGGGCCACUCUGCUCUCUCUGGAAGACUUCAUUAAGAACUUACAGGUGCAAAAAGAACAAUUACAGAAGGAAGUGUCCAAACUAACUGAAACCUUGCAAAACAAAGAAGCUUUUGUCAGGUCGCUGGAAGAGUGCCUGCAGAGCAGUGAAGGAGCCAAUGGAAUCUAUCGUAGCAGGACAGAGUUGGACAACAUACACUUGCAGCUAGAUCAUCCUGAAAUUAUUCAUCUUGAGGGCAGCCUGGGUUCUGCAAAUGCAAACCAUGCCCCGCAGAGUGAAUUGCUAAAUGAGAAAUGCCGGGAGUUGCAGCUGACAGAAGAGCACCUCUGCCAGGCCAAGGCUGAGAUUAAAAAGCUGAAGGAGCAGCUAUUCCACAAAGAACAUAGUCACAACAGUGAGUUAGAAGGAAUGAAGCAGGAGGUUGCUCAGCUAACACGGGAGCUUCACCAGCGUGACAUCACAAUUGCCUCAUCAAAUAGUUGUACUUUAAACUUGGAGCAGCAACUAAAAAUGGAGAUGGAAAAAGCAGAACGGAAGGCAGUGGAGCACAGGGCUGUUUUGUCGCAGUUGGAAUCUCUUAAGCAAGAUAAUCACCAGCUCUCAGAAAUUCUUCAAAAGGGAAAAAGUGCCCCCCUGGCAGAAUUCCAGGAAAGUUAUGCCAAAGCCCUAAAUAAGGUGGAGUCUGAAAACCAGAAAUUAUUGAAAGAACUAGCAGAAACUAAAGCCAGCCUGGAAGCUUCAUCCCGCAGGUCUCAGGGCAGAUAUGAGAAUAUCAUGCAGCAGAUGGAGCAGCAGAUGACUGAGAUAAAGAAUGUGGAAAGCAGGAGACUGCAAGAGCUGCAGUGUAAGCAUGAAGAAGAAAUGAGAGUACUUCAGGUUAAAUUUGACAAGACUGUUCAGCACUAUGAAGAAGAAAUUAAAAAACUGCAGCAUUUGUCAACCAGAAGAGUUUUUAGUACGGCUGAUGGACUGUCACCCCAGAUCAGCAGGAGCAACUCCAUUGAAUCCUUGUCCUGUGAUCCCCUUCUGAGAUCAGAUUCCUUGCCACAUGCAGACAAUGAAUUUACUUAUGUCUUAGGGAAGAAUGAGAAAGAACUUCUAUCUUUGAGCCCAUUGCCUACGACAAACAUUGGUGCGAUUGCUGUCAAGUUCUUGGAGGAGGAGGAAGAAAGAUCUCAACAUAUCUUAGAACGCUUAGAUGCACAUAUUGAGGAGUUGAAAAAGGAGAGUGAAAUGACAAUACACCAGUUCAAACACAAAAAGUGACAUUGCUUCAAGACCCAAGGAUUGGAAAGCGGGCUUAAUAUAAGAUGCAUCAAGAAGGGGACCAAGGGAGCCUUCAGCAGCUAAAAAGGGGCUUUUCCCUGGUAUUAGUGGUGGUGAAACCAAGGAAAUGAAAUUUGUCUGGAGCAAAGCAUUUUGUCUGGUGGCAGUAAUUACACUACUUUCUAGAUGCCUUAUUUAGUCCUGCUGCCCAAGAGUGUGCGGUGACUUUCAGGAGGGAAUGAUGUAGCUAUCUUUUGUAAAGAAAAUAAAUUUAUUUUAUAUGUAUAUAUCCAUGUGAAUAAAUAAAAUGACAACUAACCCAUCUUCUUCUUCUUAUAUCAUUACAACCCAUGUUGCUGACCCUUUUGGGAAUUAGGUUACUUUUUGCUUCCAAUUUUGCUUGAUGUUUCUUCCAUGAAAUGUGUUAUUCAAACGGUCUGAGAAACCAAGAAAAGGAAUUGCUAUUUUGCUUCCUUUCUAGUUUUCCUGUAGCAUUGGAGUGCCCUGUACUUUGUGUUGCUAUCAUUUGCAUACCAAACAGUACAUAAUGAUGUGGUAGUGGUUCCAUUGGGGAUCUGUUUUAUUACUAUUUUUCUUUCAUAGUUGAAGAGGACGAAAUGCAGUGAAGUAGAUACUCCAUGAAAAGAGAGGGUGUUUUGGUGGAAGAUAAGUUGGUACAGAAGGUGAAGUUCAAUGUAAGUAAUAAACACCUAUACAUGAAAUCCAUUUUACUUAAACAACAGCUGCCUUAUGAAGUACUAAGCAGCUGCUCACAGCCAUAAGAGCAAAUUUAGAAGGCUGGUCAAUCUGCCAGACAGCUAUUAAAAAGUUGUUUUAGCUUAAACAAGAAAUGUGUAUCUUUAAAAAUGUGUCCUUGAGCAGAAACCAAGAUCUCAAGCAUUAGGCUUCCAUUCCUACCCCAAUUAAUCCUUUCUGCCUAUUGGCCUUUGAUAAUCCAAUCUGAAUUACUAAAAUGAAUUACUAGAUUUAAAAUAUUUUCAGUGAAAUAUGAAAAUGGUGGAGAUAUUCAGCCUUGCCCCCUGAAUCCUUAGAAUAAUCCAUGUGUUCAUUUAAAUUCUAAAUCUCUUCCUUUUCCUUUUUGAAGGCUUCUGUUCAUCUGCAUGUAGUCUAUACCUUUCAUUUAUUGUUUCUUCUAUAGGUCAGUGAAACCCCUGUAUGUGACCAGUACCUCCCCUUUUCAAUAAAAUAUAUUUUUAGAGGUUUUAAUUUGAAUUUGCUCCCAUAUACAUGAUGGUAUUAAUGCUAAUUAUCCUUUGCUGAAUGGAUGAUCUUGAGAAUAUGUUAUCUUGAGAAAGUGGAGGACACCUGUAUUUCUAGAUGCAGAAAGGUUUGUUGCCAAGCUGAGGAUGCUACUGCUGCUAGAAGCCUCGCCAUAAUUAACAACCUUCUAGAUCUUGAUUUAGGAGAAUCCCUGUUCUGCAAGAGCAUCUUUUUGAUGUUUGCCUCCAUCAUAAAUGUACAUCACCAACCUCUUUCCAGUGUGCUAACUCCUGUGUUUUGCUUGCUGUGUUUGAUUUUUAUGGCUUCAUGUCAUUCUUCGUCAACACCUCUCACAGCAGCUUGACACUGAUAGACAAUAUGAAAUCAAAUGUGGCAUGAAGACAGACUUUUUUUAAAAAAAAAUUAUGUUGUUUUGUAGGAAUGGUGAACAGUUCUUGUCAAAGCACACAGAGAAUUUUUUUUAUUUUGUUAAAAAGUGGUUGGGUGGUUGCCCCAGCAAAGUGAGUAUACACUAUCAUUUCUUGUGUAAGAGCCCUGGUGUUAAGAUUUUGAGUAGAGGAACUGAAAGUACAGGAAACAGCUGCUCGAAGCAAGAAGCACAUGCUACAGAUUUACUCCUUGGAAGUCAUAAGUCAGACAGGGAGACCUUGUAAUUUUGUCCUUCAUAUUGAGCAAGGAACUUCUGCCAUACAUGAGGAACCUGACAUGUACAUUGGGAUUUAUUUUCCCUGCACAUAGAGAUGACUUCUAUGGGAGUGGCCAGCAAACUAAGUUUUGGAUCCCUGAAAAUGUGAACACUGUAGUUAUUAAUCCAUUCUAGAUGCAGUUUCAGAGAUGUGAUUUAUUUUUGUGAAACUUAAAGUACAAAAAUAAUCACUUAGUAACAAAUAUGACAGGGACACAGGUGGCACUGUGGGUUAAACCACAGAGCCUAGGGCUUGCUGAUCAGCAGGUCGGCAGCUCGAAUCCCUGCGACGGGGUGAGCUCCCAUUGCUCGGACCCAACUCCUGCCCACCUAGCAGUUCGAAAGCAUGUCAAAGUGCAAGUAGAUAAAUAGAUCUAGUGGGAAGGUAAACGGCGUUUCCAUGUGCUGUUCUGGUUCGCCAGAAGCGGCUUUGUCAUGCUGGCCACAUGACCUGGAAGCUCUCUGCCAAUAAUGCGAGAUGAGCGCCGCAACCCCAGAGUCGGUCACAACUGGACCUAAUGGUCAGGGGUCCCUUUACCUUUAACAAAUAUGACAGCCUUUAAAAUGGACUGCUACUGAAUGAGAAUAACAACAAUUCUUCAAAUUCUGUGACUUGAAGAUCAAAAUUUUCCCAGUGUGAGUGUUGGUCAGUAGAGUUCAGCAACUGUGGCUUUCUAUGAUCUCCUGUUUGACAGUUUGCUCUCUGAACCAGGGAGAACUCUGACUGGCUUGCAGGUUCUGCAGUGCAUAAGGCUAUUGUAUCAUGUUUGACAGAGUUGGCGUCAAACCAGUGUUGAUGUUUCCCCAAAGGCCAUUCAUUUCCUACUGUAUGAUGAUCUUUAAGUUGACCUCCAGCAAUGCAGAGGGUAGAAAAUAAAGUGUAGCAAUGGGUGCUCCAGAUUGUGCAGUGCUGUGGAGAACAUUAUCAAUGGAAAGAAAAGAAGAUGCUUCUUAAAAAUUUGAAAUGCAUGGUGUACCUUGGGAUAUAAAAUAUGCCUUGUUGCAGCCAUAUUUUUUCCCUACCUUGCUAAAUCUUCAAGGACGUUGUGCAUGCCGCCAUCGAGUUCAGUAUAAUUCCCUUCGUGACAUUCAUAAUUGGGCAAAGACGAGAACACCUUAACAUUCUCUUGUCAAUAUAUCUAGCAUCUUAACAUUGCUCAGUCACUUCUGAAAAACUAUGGGGCAUCUCUAUGUUGUAUAGAGCAAAAGUAGUGUAUUUGGUGAGAAGUAUCUUCGGUGGCUCACCCCUCCCACCUCCAUUCUGAUUCAACACAAAUUGCUUUAAAUCAAAACUAAUUUGGGUGUGUCAAAAAAUUUCUGGAAGCAGAGGUACAAAAAUGUUCUGUGCCACUUCACUUGUGUUGCUUCAUGUAACAGAGUUGGUUACUGUGUUUUUUUAAUUCAAGGGAAACACUGGUUCAUUCUUGGAAAGAGUUGUAAUAACAGAGGUGCCAAGAACCUGAGACAGUGCUGUACUUUGGCAGGGCAAACUGUUAGUCCCAAAAUGGACAGCAAUCUGAGACGAGCAAAUUGCACAAGGAGGUUGGUAUUCCUGCUUGUUGCUUCCCCGUGCAUAUAGAGUACAGAAAAUGCUAGAAAGGACUGAUGAGUUAAGGGCAAAGAAAAAAUUAUAUUAGGAGUUAUGUGUAGUUUGUGGACUACAUCAUCAAAAACUCUCUUGAGUGGGCUUAAUAUGUGUUGAGACUGUAAAUAUGCAUGUUUUGGAGGUGGAGGAAGGUUGUUUAUCCUGGAGGGUGAUGACAAAGCUAGUGCAGACUUCUGAGGCACUUUUAUCUGUGGCUGCAGGGUUUCCAUGCAUUCAUCUAUGCCUUGAGAAUGUUGAACAUCCCUUUGGAAUAAUCAGUUGGCCUUAACAGUUUUAUAAUUAAUGAAGCUGGAGGGGAGUUUUUUCUUUGAACUGAGCCUUUUAAUAACACCAAAGAGUUUCCUUUUUGCUUGCAAGGCUGAGCCAGAUGUUCGCCUUCUACUUUACAUAUUUUUUUUUUAAAAAAACUGAGAAUCAAUGUGUAUUAUAUUAGUAGGUUUAAUUGGUAAUCCUCAGUAAAAGAGUUCAGAGAAAGUUUAAGGAUUAUGCUUUGGCUGGUGUUCAGUAUUAUCUGCCUUCACAUCAGAUAUAGAAGAUUGCAUCCAGCAGCUGAGCUUGCUUGUCCUUUAACUUCCUUAGAGGCAGCCCUGCACCAAAUACCAUUUUUUUGUGUGCUCUGUAAGAUCUAGUUUAUAGCCCAGAGCAGGGCCUUUUAGUAUUGGAGUCCUGUGAAAUUGUUUUCCCUGGGAGGCUUAACUGAGCCCUGCAGUGUAAGCCUCCAGAAAGCAAUGCAGGGCUUUCUCUUUUCCGAGAAAUUUCUAAUGAUCCAUUAGUGAUGUGAAAGUGUAGAAUAAAACAAUGAUAAGAGUGUUCAAAGUCUUUGUAAUCCUCCUAGCUAUGUUCGGUAGGCUGGUAUUGUUUCCAAAUAUAGAAAAAGAGAAGGGUUUGUUAAAUUCACCUAAUCAGUCUAUGGCAGAUGCAAGAUUUCGAUCAACUGCUUCCUGAUUUACAGCACAGAAGCCCAGUUACUAUAUGCAUUUCGGGGGUAGCUAACAUGGUGCCUUCCAGACAUCUGGGUUAAGAGACUUUUCUUCUUCUGUUUUUAGAAUCUGUGGAUGAAGCUGAAUACUGCAGUAGGUUCAAGACAGACAGAAGGAACCCUUCUCAAACUUACUUACCUAGGCCAUAUUAUAAUUUUGAGGUAGCAACAGACAAUUGGGGUAGCAGCAAUUGUCACUCAUUUGUUGGCAGAUGUUAUCUGUAUGGCUGACACAAUAACGCUCCAACUCACCUCUAAAGGAACUUUAAUUCAUUGGAUCCUCUAAAAUAAUAUGGCUAACACAAUGGCUGCAUGUAAUGUGAUUGUACAAUAUUACAAAAAUAACACAGGAGCCUAUUGGAAAGUUAUGAGUCAUGAGAGUGCCAAAAUGUUCCUCUUACGUUUUUAGCUUUCCCUUUUCCUUUAUGAUUAUUAUUAUUUUGCUAAGUGAGUGCUCCUCUCCUUUAGAGACCCUACAAAGCUCAUCUUGCAAUGUUCCCUUAAUUAUAUAUGUGGUCUGUCAUGCUUGCACCACUAUGUGCUUCAUCACUCUUCAGAGUCUGUAAGAAUAUUGCAUCCACAGUCUUUCUCUGGCUUCUUCCAGUGUGUACUACAAUUUAAAGUGUGGUGGGUAGGAAGUUGUUUGAACGGGAGCAUAGCUAUCUUCCCUUCUGCUUCCCCAAAGCUGAAUAACGGAUUGGGUAGUAUUAGCACCUUCAUUCAAGCUGCUGUGGGGAAGAUGCAAUUGGGACACAUGCCACUUGACCAUCUAUAUUAGUCCUUAAACUGUUGUCUAUUAGUGUGAACCAAGUCACAACAGGAAGAAUUACUCAUUUGACACAGGGUAUAUAUAUUCCUUCAGGUAUAUUAUAUUCCUACAAAAACUGGUAAAACAAAACUUUUAAAGGCAUUUGGAAAAAAUGAAUUGCUGAUAUUUUUUGGUUUAGGCGAGGAAUCCAUACGGUUCAAUGAAUAUAUGAAAUUUGUAAUAAAAAAUUAAUGUUACAGCACUGAGAAACCUCCAGGGCUAUCCAGUCAGCUCCCUGAAUUCUGAUUAGAUAUAAGGAUUUUUUAAAAAGCAAAUUGCAGUCUAUUGAUCAUAUAGAAGAUUAGACAGAUUAUAACUUGUGUUAAAAUAAAUUCAUUUUCUGACUUAAACCACAGAUCUUUGCUGUUAUACUAAACUAUCCAUGUUUGACCAAAAGGGUUCACGUGUUUAUAUAGAAACUAACUUUUAUCAAUGAUACCUUUGUGUUCAUGUUUCAUUCUGUGCAGGUCAUCAAGAUUGUCUUUGGUUAUCCCACUGUGUUUCACACUUGGUGAAUUGCUAUUUCCUAGAAUCAGCAGCACAAUCUAUUUUUAUUCAUAAGGUAGCAAAUUAGUUAAGAAUUAAAUUGCCCUUUUGUUCACACACAUGUUCCUUACCAUGUCAUUUACAAAGCACCACAGCCCAAUGAGAUAAAAACUAGUAUUUAAUUGCUUUUAAGAUCUGGUGUAAAAACUUGUUUUCGCAGUAUCAUUUAUUUUUGUAAGACAAUGAAGUGCACACAAGAAAGCUUCCAUUUGGAUUAUAAUCUUGCACCAAUAUGUGUUUUGAUGAGAUUCUGCAGCUACUCUCACAUUGAUGCUCAAAAGUUUGUGGUCCUUCUCUCUUCCCGGCCCACAAUGAGUUAGAGAAUGCCCCUUUGUUGUCCAUAACAUAGUUGUUGAAUGUAAGCCAUUCAGAAAUCAGCAGUUGCAUCCUAAAAUGGAGUUGGACUAGGUGGGGAAAUGUGCAAAAUGUACUAGGCCCGUAGCACAGGAAUAAUCUAUAAUUGAAAUUAUGCAUAUGGGAAGUAUGACUUUACACUGGUAAAGAAACUAUAUAUUUCCUACAAAUGCCACUCAUUGGGUAAUACCAUUCAGGAAGUUUUGAUCAAGUUGUAUUGUUUUGUUGGUGCUUCAGAGAGGGGUGAGCACUAUUCCCCAAUGUUAAGGGAGCCUUAAGGAAUUACUCGAGAGCGGUAUGAGCUGUGAUAUAUCAGAUCUUGCUGCACAUGUGGACAGAUAAGA